AUGGUUGAUUACGUUGGUAAAGUUAAGCAAUUGAUUGCAAGCCAUCAAUUUUUGCAAUUUACCGCUAAUUGGUGUCCCGACUGCAUCUAUGCCAAUUCGAUAUGGAAGCGUUUUGGUGUGCAAAGUAAAAUCCAUAUGUUCGAAGUCGGUCCAAUGAGUAAUAACGAACGUGAGCAAUACAGAAAAGCAUUCCAAGAGGUUACUGGUAGUAGAAACUUGCCUACGGUGGUUGUAAAUGGUAAAUUUUGGGCUACCGAAAGUGAAUUGCACAGAUUCGAGGCUAAGGGAACUUUGAAAGAGGAAUUGCAAAAAAUUGGUCUUCUAUGA
Molecule: messenger RNA, 327 nt
Organism: Torulaspora delbrueckii
Lineage: Eukaryota; Fungi; Ascomycota; Saccharomycetes; Saccharomycetales; Saccharomycetaceae
Gene: GRX8
Product: glutathione-disulfide reductase GRX8
Exons: 1
Coding region: 1-327 (108 amino acids)
Source: RefSeq, a predicted model, not a curated record